Molecule: messenger RNA, 1416 nt
Organism: Colletotrichum paranaense
Lineage: Eukaryota; Fungi; Ascomycota; Sordariomycetes; Glomerellales; Glomerellaceae
Product: allantoate permease
Exons: 6
Coding region: 1-1416 (471 amino acids)
Biological process (GO): transmembrane transport
Cellular component (GO): membrane
Molecular function (GO): transmembrane transporter activity
Source: RefSeq, a predicted model, not a curated record
AUGACAAACGAUACCACUAGGGAUAGCCGCCAUACGGCCCUUGACGAUGGAUCAUUCACAGUAUCAGGAGCACAUGACAAAUAUGCACCUAGUCAGGCAGUCAAACUGGAGACAAUUGGCGAGGAAGCUCUUGCCAUUGAUCUUGUCAUUGAGAGGAGGGUGCUCCAGAAAAUCGAUCUCUUCUUGAUGCCAGCCAUGGUCAUAGGCUAUGGUUUGGUUUACUAUGAUAAGGCAAUUCUUGGCAGUGCUGCGUUAUUCGGAAUGACUGGUGACCUGCAUCUUUCAGUUGUCGAUACCUCUUUCACCCCGCCAAAGACCGACACAACACGACUAAGUUGGGCAACUUCGAUAUUCUACUUCGGUCAGCUGAUAGGUUUCACCGAGUCUGUCAUUCCAACAGCUUUCAUGACUACCGUCAGCGGCUAUUACACCCAAAGAGAACAAGCACUCCGCCAGAGUUGGUGGUUUUCCGGAACUGGCUGGUUCACCAUCAUUGGAAGCGCUCUCAACUACGGAUUUGCCCAAAUACAAGGAGGCGCGUUGACUCCAUGGCAGUACAUCUAUGUACUUGCUGGAGGCUUAACGUUCCUAUUUGGUAUUUGGUGUUUCUUCCUUCCCAACUCUCCCCUGACCGCCUGGUUUCUCACUCCGGAAGAGCGAGCUGUCGCAAUUGAGAGAUUGCGUCAGGGACAAACUGGAGUUAAGAAUCAAACCAUCAAGACUGCUCAGAUCAAGGAAGCACUACUGGACGUCAAGGUCUGGCUAGUCGCCUUGACCAUGGCCUCGGGGUAUACAGUCAACGGAGCUGUAUCUGGGUUCGGUCCCCUCAUCGUUUCGACAUUCGGAUACUCGGCUUUAGACAGCAUUCUUUUUCAAUUCCCGCUAGGUGCAAUUUGCGCCAUUGGUAUCCCCGUCGCUGGAUGGCUCUGCUCCAAAUACCGCAAUAUCCGGAUCCCAGUACUGAUAGGAUGCACUCUCCCAGUCAUUGCGGGCUUUGUUAUUAUAUGGAAGUCAGACUGGGGCCAUCGUCCCAUUGCCCCUGUUGUCGGAUACUCACUUAUUGGCUUCUUUGGGCCGGUCGUCAGCUUGACGGUCACCCUUGGGGCCAGCAAUGUUGCAGGAGAAACCAAGAAGAGCUUCAUGGCAUCUGCCGUAUUUGUCGCAUAUUGCGUUGGAAACAUAGUUGGGCCUCAGCUUGUGAAGAGCGAGACUAAACCCCAACAUUAUCCUCAGCUAUGGACGGGGUUGAUUAUUUGCUACUGCAUCACUAUUCUGUCUUCGUUGGGCCUCUAUGUUAUCCUCUAUAGAGAAAACAGGAGACGGGAUGCUCUCGGCCUAGACGAAAAUGAGCGGGAUAGACUCGCAUUCAAGGACUUGACCGAUAAGGAAAAUGAGCACUUUAGAUACGUUCUGUAG